This is a messenger RNA of Amaranthus tricolor (Joseph's coat), 4570 nucleotides long. RefSeq names its product DExH-box ATP-dependent RNA helicase DExH11. The record is from RefSeq and is a predicted model, not a curated record. Lineage: Eukaryota; Viridiplantae; Streptophyta; Magnoliopsida; Caryophyllales; Amaranthaceae. Gene Ontology annotation, cellular component: Ski complex. Bases 129 to 4181 code for a protein of 1350 amino acids. The transcript is spliced from 23 exons. Gene Ontology annotation, molecular function: RNA helicase activity; ATP binding; RNA binding. Gene Ontology annotation, biological process: nuclear-transcribed mRNA catabolic process, 3'-5' exonucleolytic nonsense-mediated decay.
UCAUAGGUCCCCAAGAAGCACAAUCUUUUUAAAAAAAUCCAGGCGCUAUAUUAUAGCCGAAAAACUUCAGUAGCACUUCAACUAAGCAACAAAGUGAGAAAAAUCGCAGGAAAAACACCUGAUAUGAAAUGAAUAGAGUACCAGUAGCAAACGAGUUAUCAUUUCGGGUCGGUCUUACGGGUCAUAGUGGCCAUCUUUACAUCGAACCUCUUCCUCCUGUUGAGGCACACAAUCCUCUCCGUGAUCUCCCUGAUUUUGUUCUUCCGCCUGCCUUUCCUGAGGAAACAAAGGAAUCUAUUAAGGAAUAUAUAGAGGAAAAAUAUCUAACACCAAGAUUGGACCCGGAUGAGUUCUCCCCAGAAAAAGUUGGAAGGGAUUGGGAUUUUGACUGGUUUAGUAAGGCUAAAAUACCGGUUGAACCAUCACUACCUCGAACAUCUGUAUUUCCUAAAUGGGAGUUACCAUUUAGACGCACCCAAGGACAGGAGCAGGAAAAAUGGGAGCCUCAGUCAGUGCAGGUGGAGAUAUCAGAAUUAAUGGCAGGAGCAGAGGACUCUGGAGCUUUGCCACGAAUUACAGGACCAGCAAAGGACUUUGUGAGGGGGAGCAUUCACAAUCGCCCUUUUCAUCCAGGUGGGUUGGAUGGAUCUCAGUCUUUGCCGAGGGUAGUUCCUAAUGGUGCCUUGAAUGGAGAUUGGAUACGCGAGGUUCUGCAAGGAGGUCCUGCAGAAAAAAUUCCUCCAAGCUUCAAGGAAGGAUUGAAUCUUGGUGAUCUCAAGCCAUAUCCUUCUUCAUGGAACGUGAAUAAGUGCCAAACUUCUUCAAAGGGUGGUGUAACAGAGAAGCAGGCAGAGGAGAAGCAGAACACAUUAUCUCUGCAGUUUGAUGAAUUGUUCAAGAGAGCAUGGGAAGAUGACUUGGCUGAAAAAGCUGAAUCUGAUGGUGUUGAAUCAAAAAUAGAGUAUAAUGAAUUAGAAAUACAAGUUGAAAAAGCUGAAGUUGAAAGUGAUGUUCCAGUUGAAUUAUCAGAAUUAGAUCAAGUUUUGUCAGUAGGCUCUGCAAUUGUGGACUUAGAGGUAGACAUAAAGAAUAAAGAAGUUGAAAAACAGGUUAAAGAGUCUUGGGCUACCCGUGAAAGCAACAAUGGCAUUGCUGAUCGUUUUCAUGAGCUAGUUCCUGAUUUGGCUCUUGAGUUUCCAUUUGAAUUGGAUAGAUUUCAGAAGGAGGCGAUCUAUUAUCUUGAGCACGGGGAGUCUGUUUUUGUGGCAGCUCAUACAUCAGCUGGAAAGACUGUUGUUGCAGAGUAUGCAUUUGCGUUGGCAUCAAAGCAUUGUACUAGAGCUGUGUACACAGCUCCAAUCAAGACAAUUAGCAAUCAGAAAUACAGAGAUUUUUCUGGGAAAUUUGAUGUCGGUCUUCUUACUGGUGAUAUUAGCUUGAGGCCAGAGGCAUCCUGUCUCAUCAUGACCACUGAAAUAUUGAGGUCAAUGUUAUACAGAGGUGCUGAUAUUAUUCGUGAUAUUGAAUGGGUAAUAUUUGACGAAGUACAUUAUGUCAAUGAUGCUGAAAGAGGUGUUGUAUGGGAAGAAGUUAUAAUAAUGCUUCCUAAACACAUUAACUUCGUCCUCCUCUCUGCCACAGUUCCAAACACAAUUGAAUUUGCUGACUGGAUCGGCAGAACAAAGCAGAAGAUGAUCCGUGUUACUGGGACCAGUAAGAGACCAGUCCCAUUGGAGCAUUGCUUAUUUUACUCUGGAGAACUAUACAGAAUUUGUGAGAAUGAAAUGUUUUUAACUCAGGGUCUAAAAGCUGCCAAAGAUGCUUACAAGAGAAAGAAUUCCAAUACAGCUCGAAGUGGCUCCUCAAUGCAUUCAGGGUUUGCUGCGGGUCCUGGUAAAGCUAAUGCUCAGAAUCGUGAAAAUUCUCACCGUGGGAAACAAAAGCAUUCUGGGUCCAGUACUUCUGGAAAUUUCAUUGGGACAGGUUCAGGGAACUCUGCUUAUGGAAACCAGAACUUUGGCAUGAGAAGACCAGAUGCUUCUUUGUGGUUGCAACUUGUCAACAAGCUCUCAAAACAAUCACUUUUACCAGUAAUUAUAUUUUGCUUUUCAAAGAAUCGUUGUGAUAGAUCAGCUGAUAGUAUGACAAGUAUUGACCUUACUAGUAGUCAAGAAAAGAGUGAAAUUCGUGUAUUCUGCGACAAAGCAUUUUCACGGCUGAAGGGAUCUGACCGAAAUCUACCUCAGAUUCUCAGAGUUCAAGGUCUUCUCCAUAGAGGGAUUGGUGUUCAUCAUGCUGGGCUUCUACCUAUUGUGAAAGAAGUUAUAGAAAUGCUUUUCUGCCGUGGUGUAAUUAAGAUUCUGUUUUCAACUGAGACAUUUGCUAUGGGUGUCAAUGCUCCUGCAAGAACGGUUGUUUUUGAUACUCUCAGAAAGUUUGAUGGGAAGGAAUACAGGCAGGUAAUUCCAGGAGAAUAUACACAAAUGGCUGGUCGUGCUGGCAGAAGAGGUCUUGAUAAAUUUGGAACAGUUAUUAUAAUGUGCCGUGAUGAAAUUUUGGAAGAAAAUGAUCUUAGACAUGUCAUUGUUGGUCAUCCCACAAAACUUGAAUCUCAGUUCCGAUUAACUUAUAUUAUGAUAUUGCAUCUACUUCGCGUUGAGGAAUUAAAGGUAGAAGAUAUGUUAAAGAGAAGCUUUGCAGAAUUUCAUUCCCAGAAGAAACUUCCUGAAAAGCAACAACUUUUGAUGGUCAAGCUUGCUCAGCCCACAAAAACAGUCGAAUGCAUAAAAGGUGAACCAUCCAUUGAGGAAUAUUAUGAGAUGUAUGCAGAGGCUGAGGAGUAUUUGAACCAGAUAACAGAGGGGGUCAUGCAGACUCACACGGCACAGCAAUUUCUUGUGCCUGGAAGAGUGGUAGUUGUUAAAUCUCAAACGACACAGGACCAUUUACUUGGGGUGGUGGUGAAAGCACCUUCAGCCGCCAUGAAAAAGUAUUUGGUUUUAGUGCUUAAACCUGAUUUGCCUCCAACAAUGCAAAGUGGGGCUAUUAUUGACAAAGGGAGUAGCAAUUCCGGAGAAGGUUUUUUUAUGUUGCCCAAGGGAAAACGUGGUUUGGAUGAUGAAUAUUACUCUUCUGUCACUGCUCGCAAGGGAUCGGGUGUAAUCAAUAUAAAUUUACCUUACCAGGGUGUCGCUGCAGGUAUGAGUUAUGAGGUUAGAGAAGUGGAGAGCAAAGAGUUCCUUUGCAUAUGCAAUUGCAAAAUAAAGAUUGACCAAGUUCGGCUUCUUGAAGACGUUAGUGCUGCUGCUUAUUCAAAAACUGUUCAGCAGCUUUCUGAACUGAAAUCUAGUGGGAGUAAAUAUCCUCCAGCAUUGGAUCCUCUGAAGGAUUUGAAGCUGAAAGAUGUGAACCUUGUUGAAGCUUAUUAUAAAUGGAACGGGUUAUUGCAAAAAAUGGCGGUAAACAAGUGUCAUGGAUGUAUAAAGUUGGACGACCAUAUGAAAUUAGUUAAGGAGAUAUUCAAGCACAGAGAGGAAGUCAAUGAUUUGAAGUAUCAGAUGUCGGAUAAAGCACUUCAACAGAUGCCUGAUUUUCAGGGGCGGAUAGAUGUUCUUAAGGAAAUUGGGUGUAUAGAUGAUGACCUUGUAGUUCAGAUUAAAGGCCGUGUUGCUUGUGAGAUGAACUCGGGGGAGGAGCUUAUAUGUACCGAGUGUUUGUUUGAGAACCAGUUAGAGGACCUGGAACCAGAAGAAGCAGUUGCUCUAAUGUCUGCAUUUGUUUUUCAGCAAAAGAACACCUCAGUUCCUUCUUUAACUCCCAAGCUAUCUGCUGCUGUGCAGAGAUUAUAUGCUACAGCUAUUAGGCUGGGGGAGUUACAGGCCGACUUUCAACUCCCAAUAAGCCCGGAGGAGUAUGCUUGCGAAAAUCUGAAGUUUGGUCUCGUUGAAGUAGUUUAUGAAUGGGCAAAGGGUACAGAAUUUGCUGACAUUUGUGAGCUAACUGAUGUUCCCGAAGGCCUGAUAGUGAGGACUAUUGUCCGACUUGAUGAAACAUGUCGAGAAUUCAGAAGUGCUGCUGCUAUUAUGGGAAACUCUGCUCUGUACAAGAAAAUGGAAGCGGCCUCCAAUGCCAUAAAGCGGGAUAUUGUGUUUGCAGCUAGCUUGUACAUCACAGGAGUUUAACAGUGACCUAGGGUUUCUAAUCUCAGAUGCAGUUAUGCCUGGCGGACCACAAUCAACAGCUAAGGAACCAUUUAUUUCAGGUGAUGCAAUUAGUUUACAACUUUUGCAGUCACAACAAGCUCACAAGUCAAGAUGCAGUUGUGAUGCAUGCUUUGAUGUGACCAGAGAUUGAAUUCCAUGAUUCUGUGGUCUCAUAACAGUAUACUCUCUUAAGAUCCCCAAUAUGGACAGGUAUAGAAAGAAGUUCUCUUGUACAUCGACGAAAUUACUAGUAGAUUCAUCCUUGUAUAUCACAGGUGAAUGAAUGAUAUAUGGAAAUAUAACCAUCACAAUGAAUCUGUAAAAUUUUGUCAUGUAAUGCAAAUUAGGAUGAAAUCAGUUAAACUUGA